AUGUGCUCCUCCUUUUCUGAGCCAAGCACUAGUUCCAAGAACCCGCCUGCUGCUCUGGCCAUCCUCAAGCCGCGCCAAGAACCUUUGUCUACUAACUUCUCCGCCUCAAGUCAUACCAAGAUCCGAAGAUUCGUUGCUCAGUUCUCCAGGAGCCUUUACGUUGAGUACAAAGCCAAAGGGAUUGACGUGCAGUGCCAGGCACCGUUCUUCGUGGCGAGAAGAAUGGUGUCGAGCCUCGUGCAGGCCCGGAGGCUCUCGCCGUUCGUCCCAACGGCGGACGCGUACGCCCGGGCAGCGGUGCGCUGGAUCGGGCACGGCCCGCUCUGCACCCCCGUCGUCGGUCACCAACUCCUGUGGUGCCUCGCCGGCGUCCUGCCGGACGCCGCGCACGACUGGCUCCGCAUGCGCGAGCACCUGCGGCAGAGGGCUGCGUUUCAGAGAGUGAGAGCGUCCAGGGCGUCGGCAGCUGGGCGUGGAGUGGAAUUGACAUCCGCCAAAAGUUGA
Molecule: messenger RNA, 504 nt
Organism: Panicum hallii
Lineage: Eukaryota; Viridiplantae; Streptophyta; Magnoliopsida; Poales; Poaceae
Product: very-long-chain 3-oxoacyl-CoA reductase-like protein At1g24470
Exons: 3
Coding region: 1-504 (167 amino acids)
Cellular component (GO): endoplasmic reticulum
Molecular function (GO): ketoreductase activity
Source: RefSeq, a predicted model, not a curated record